Messenger RNA from Prorocentrum cordatum, 843 nucleotides. Lineage: Eukaryota; Dinophyceae; Prorocentrales; Prorocentraceae. The record is from the annotation of a GenBank genome assembly.
GCCCCCCGGCGCCAGCGGCGCGGUCGAGGAGGUCCUCGUUCGCGGCGGAGCGCAGGACUGUCGCCGAGACCGCCAGGGCGCUGCUGGAGAUCAGCUCCCAGGCCGUGGGGGUCUACCACCACGACAGGCCCAGGCCGCGCGACUGGUGCAGGGCGCUGCAGGUCGUCGUCGACGGCCUGGACGUGUCCGGCCACCACGAUGGGAGGACCCCGGGCGGGGAGGGGCGCCCAGGUGCUGCUCCUCUCCAGCCAGGCCGGGGGCGACGUCGAGGGGGCAGGCAUGACGGCCCUCGCCUUCAAGAAGCUCGUGGGCUCGGACCCGCGCGCGGCGGGAGCGGCCCCGCUGUCGCUCAGGACGAUCCGCUCGGGCUGCUUCGGGCCGGAGGGCGGCGAGGCCGGGCCGGCGCCGUGGCAGCUGCGCGGGGCGCAGCCAGUCCCGGAGCCUGCCCGCCUCUCGUCGCCGCCGGGCGUUGGCGACAAGGGCGGCGAGCAGGUCGCGGAGGACACCGACCAGCCGGACAGCGCCGGCCUCGGGCCGUGGGACAGGGUGCUGAGGUUCGAGGACGACGCGCGCACCCCCGCGCGGGCGGCGGGCUCGGACCUCGACGCGGCCGCGGGCGAGAUGGCGCCGUGGAGCAAGGGGGGCAACGACAUCCUCGGACUGCACGUCGAGCACGCGCCGCACCCGCCGAGGACGCAGUUCGUGCAGUUCACGUGCCAGAGCGAGAUCAAGGCGCGUCUCUCGCCCAAGUGGAUAGCCGUCCUCAGCCUGCUGUCCCAGGACCUCCCCCCGCCUCCGCUUGUUGCCGCUGCGGGGAGCAAUGGCCCAUACCGCUACCCUUGC